AUGGCUUUGGCGAACGAGAUUCCAUGGUUCACCCUCCAGGACAUAGACGUGGGCAAGCGGCUCGGCGCCGGCAAGUUCGGCGCGGUGUACGUCGCCCGGGACAGGCGGACAGGCUUCAUCUUCGCUCUAAAGGUGCUGGACAAGGCCCAGCUGAUUAAGCACCGGGUGGAGCACCAACUGCGGCGGGAGAUCGAGAUCCAGUCGCACUGCCGCCAUGCGACCAGGGGGCUGUACAGCUUCUUCCACGAUGAGAAGCGGGUCUACUUGAUGCUUGAGAUGGCACCAGGCGGGGAGCUGUACGCGCUGCUGCAGAGCCGCGGCACCUUCUCCGAGGCGCGCUCCGCAUGGUACUUCAAGCAGAUGGUGGAGGCAAUCCAGUAUUGCCACACCAAGCACAUCAUCCACAGGGACAUCAAGCCAGAGAACAUCCUUAUAGGCCUCCGCGACACGCUCAAGAUCGCGGAGACUUCGGCUGGGCGGUGCACGCACCAUCGUCGCGGCGCGAGACGUUCUGCGGGACCCUCGACUACCUGCCGCCCGAGAUGGUGCACAACAAGAGAUACCACAGCCAAGUCGACAUCUGGGGCCUGGGAGUGUUGUUGUUCGAGUUCCUCGUUGGCAAACCACCGUUCGAGGACAACAGCGAGAAGGGCACCUACAAGAAGAUCAAGUCCGGCACGCCCGUCUUCCCGCCGAACCUCACCAAGGAGGCGAAGGACCUUAUCACGCGCUUGCUGCACAAGAACCCUCGCGAGCGGAUGA
Messenger RNA from Prorocentrum cordatum, 762 nucleotides. Lineage: Eukaryota; Dinophyceae; Prorocentrales; Prorocentraceae. The record is from the annotation of a GenBank genome assembly.